Molecule: messenger RNA, 1035 nt
Organism: Aspergillus chevalieri
Lineage: Eukaryota; Fungi; Ascomycota; Eurotiomycetes; Eurotiales; Aspergillaceae
Gene: erg20
Product: bifunctional (2E,6E)-farnesyl diphosphate synthase/dimethylallyltranstransferase
Exons: 2
Coding region: 1-1035 (344 amino acids)
Biological process (GO): trans, trans-farnesyl diphosphate biosynthetic process
Cellular component (GO): cytoplasm
Molecular function (GO): (2E,6E)-farnesyl diphosphate synthase activity; dimethylallyltranstransferase activity
Source: RefSeq, a predicted model, not a curated record
AUGACCUCCCGCGAACAGUUCGAGUCCGUGUUUCCCUCCUUGGUCGAGGAUCUCCUGGCCCACGCGAAGAAGUACAAUUUGCCCGAGAACGCUCUUCAAUGGUUUGAGAAGGCCAUCAAUGUCAACGUCCCCGGUGGAAAGCUCAACCGUGGUCUCUCCGUCCCCGACACCGGUUUGGCUCUCCUGCAGCAGCCUCUCAACGAUGAACAGUUCAAACACCUCAGCACUCUGGGCUGGCUCACCGAGCUGCUUCAGGCUUUCUUCCUGGUCAGCGAUGACAUGAUGGAUGGCUCCAUCACCCGUCGUGGUCAACCCUGCUGGUACCGCCACGACGGAGUGGGCAUGAUUGCCAUCAACGACGCCUUCAUGCUCGAGUCCGGAAUCUAUGUCAUCUUGAAGAAGCACUUCCGCUCUCACCCCGCCUACGUCGAUCUCCUCGAGUUGUUCCACGAGAUCACCUGGCAGACCGAAUUGGGCCAGCUGUGCGACCUGAUCACCGCCCCCGAAGACCAGGUCAACCUCGACAACUUCUCCCUGGAAAAGUAUAUGUUCAUUGUCACCUAUAAAACCGCGUACUACAGCUUCUACCUCCCCGUUGCUCUGGCCCUCCACUACCUUCAGCUCGCGACCCCCGGCAACCUCCAGCAGGCCCACGACAUCCUCAUCCCCUUGGGCCAGUACUUCCAGGUGCAGGAUGACUACCUCGAUGCCUAUGGUGACCCGGCCUUCAUUGGCAAGAUCGGAACCGAUAUCCAGGACAACAAGUGCUCGUGGAUGAUCAACCAGACCCUUCAGCGCUGCAACCCUGAGCAGCGCAAGAUGCUCGACUCUGCUUACGGCCGCAAGGACGCUGAGCAGGAGGCCAAGGUCAAGGCUCUCUACAAAGAGCUCGACAUUGAGAAUGUCUACAAGGAGUACGAGGAGAAGACUGUCGGGGAGAUCCGCGCCAAGAUUGCUGCCAUUGACGAGUCCUCGGGUCUGAAGAAGGAGGUCUUCGAGUCGUUCUUGGGCAAGAUCUACAAGCGCAGCAAGUAA